AUGCCCGAGGAGAAGGAGUUUUCGCCCUUGGAUGGGCCUACCAAUGUUAUACUCGAGGAGAAGUUGGCCACUCAGCUUCCUAAACUCACCGAUGAGCAAAACAUCAUCAUCAGCAUGGCUCAGGAUGUUUUCACCAGUGAGGCCACCGUUAACAACCCCUACAAGAUCAAGGUCCAACAGCAGCUCGCGACUGCCAGGGAUCCUCUUGACAUGAACCCAAAGUCGGAAAAGAUCGGCUACCUGGACGAAUUUGGAUAUUUGGUCGAAUGGAACAAAAUUAAAGACAAAGAAGGCAAGGAUAUAAUGGCCACCCACGCACUAGGCGAGGCGACCAAUUUCACCGCCAUUGCCGUGGUGGCUCUCGCAAGCGGGAACUACAGACAGGACUCAUGGGAGGUUCAGAAUGCCAACAUGCACAUCAGUAAAUUCAUAGACGUGCUUGAACACAAGAGCUGGGGAAAUAUGGAUGAACAUGGCGAAACCCAUCCCAUCCGGCACCAGGCAUGGGUGGAGUACUAUGGAGAUGCCCAAGUGAGAGACCGGCCAAUGUCCAAGGAUUCGUUCGGUCAGAUUGUUCUGGCCUGUUACUACGCCUACACAUGCCCGAACAGCUCUUCGCAAGUACGGCAGCAGGCACAAAGUCUUCUGAGCAAGUGGAUCAAGUAUCUCAGUAGGCACCAGUGGCGCCUCCAUUCGAACUACAUCCCAAAAGAGUUCGAGGCAUCCGACAAGAAAUUCGACAACCUGUUCGAGGACGAAAGGCACCAGAAAAAAAUCAUGAGUUUUGGUCAAGAGACUUAUCUCCUGUAUCCACAUGAACUGUGGGCGCUAAGGAACUGUGCAAUCGAGAUAGCCGUGCCGCACGAGAUCGUCUUACCGCCUGCAGAUUUUUCCACCACCGUCAAUGCGACGUUUUUCGAGCCUUUUCUGGAAGAUUUGAUCAAGAACAGCGGCGACGCUGUUGACUACCUCUACGACCGUCUCCAGUACCGGAAGAAAUGGAGUCUGGACCUCGUCCCGGGAUGGAAGAAGAGCAGGAUCACCGGAACACUCAGCAUCGGCGCGUUUGGCCCACUGAGCAAGAAGCAGGUCCGUGACAUGUUCAAGGCUGUGGUGCGUGACAGCCUUAUCUCCGCCUUCACAUUCCAUCAGAAAAUCGAUGGCAUCUUCGACAGCAUCAUGCGACCCCUUGCCCAGUUUCUAUACGCGCCAGAAAUCACUCAGAUCGUGCGUGAUCUCAUCGACCAGGUCUGCCCCUGGCUCGAUUUCACUGUUUUGGUGGAGUUGAUGGAUUUCGUCCUCGCCCUCGAGAUCACCAAGCAGACCUACAAGGAGUCAAAUUCGGCCUAA
Molecule: messenger RNA, 1350 nt
Organism: Exophiala bonariae
Lineage: Eukaryota; Fungi; Ascomycota; Eurotiomycetes; Chaetothyriales; Herpotrichiellaceae
Exons: 1
Coding region: 1-1350 (449 amino acids)
Source: RefSeq, a predicted model, not a curated record